This is a messenger RNA of Spodoptera exigua (beet armyworm), 1365 nucleotides long. The record is from the annotation of a GenBank genome assembly. Lineage: Eukaryota; Metazoa; Arthropoda; Insecta; Lepidoptera; Noctuidae.
UCCGACUCGCGCGCCGUGUCACGGGCGCUCGUGUGCCGCAUGCCCUAAAAACCAUCUUCAUAACACCUUUUUAAUUCCCUAGUGCUACCUUUAACAGUGUGUGUACAAUUAUCUGGAUUCCAUUCAUCAAUAAUCUCACAUUAAGAGUGGAGCCAUGGCCGCAAUGUCAGGAGCCCCGCUACUCCUUGCCAACGCAACCCUCACCAGCAAGCUACAAGACGAUGACCACAGAUAUGCGGAGCCUAUGAAGAAGAACAGAGACUAUGAAUGGCAAGUGGUAUGGAGAAACGUGUUCGCAUUCGUAUACCUGCACGCCGCAGCCUUGUACGGAUUCUAUUUGAUGUUCACCGGGAAAGUUAGAAUAUGGACCAUUUUAUUUGGUUUAUUGUUCGCGAUAAUGGCAGGCAUGGGCGUGACGGCUGGUGCACACAGGCUAUGGGCGCAUCGCUCAUACAAGGCACGCUGGCCACUACGACUAUUCCUAGCUCUUAUGCAAACAAUGGCCUUUCAGAAUCACAUAUACGAAUGGGUCCGAGAUCACAGAGUUCACCACAAAUUCACGGAGACCGACGCAGACCCUCACAAUGCAAGACGAGGCUUCUUCUUCUCCCACAUUGGCUGGCUGAUGGUGCGCAAACACAAGGACGUGUUUGAAAAGGGCGCCACCGUCGACAUGUCAGACUUAGAGAAAGAUCCGAUCGUUAUGUUCCAAAAGAAAACAUAUAUGGUGUUGAUGCCACUCCUUUGCUUCGUGAUCCCGGCCUGGAUCCCAUGCUACUUCUGGGGUGAGAACCCAUGGUACUCCUGGUAUGUGGCCUCCAUAACGAGAUACACCGUGGCCUUGCAUUUCACCUGGCUCGUCAACUCAGCAGCCCACAUCUGGGGCAACCGGCCCUACGAUAAAAACAUAGGCGCUACUGACAACAAGGCGGUCGCAAUCUGCGCGUUCGGUGAAGGGUGGCACAAUUAUCACCACGUCUUCCCCUGGGACUACAAAGCAGCUGAACUCGGAAAUUACAGCACAAACCUAUCAACUGCUCUCAUUGACUUCGCCGCUAAACACGGUUUAGCAUAUGACUUGAAAACGGUGUCAGCCGAAAUGAUCAGACAGAGGGUGAACAGGACGGGAGAUGGUUCUCAUCCCUGGACCAAGGACAGCCAAGAAGAAGAACAUUAUCAUCCUGAGAACCCAGUGUGGGGCUGGGAAGACACGGAUAUGACCGAGGAAGAGAAACAAUUCGCUGAAAUCGUCCACAGAAAAACUGAAUAGGUUCCUGUUCUUACGGAAUUUGUUUUAAUUUUUCUUCUAUACGAAUUGAGAGUCCCUACAAAGGUGACUGACAGUUGUAUUUGUGUAUUUGUGAG